ACCUUAGAGCAAAUCCUUAAACUAACAAAGUUUUAGAGAAAUAAGAGUAAAAUGGAUAAAAAGUGCUCAACAGGCACUUUAUAGCUUUACUUUACAAGUACAGGAGAUUUCAAGUAAUAGUAAUAUAGUAUAGUAAGUAGUAAUAGUAAAGCAAUAGUUGGGGUUUAAAAUACAAAUGGAAAAGAUCAUUAAGGUAAAUGAGAGGGGGGGCUUUGACAAGCCGCCGGCUGCCCAGUAAGCUCUGAAAGGUUAGGGGGUAGAGCCUGGCGCCAAGUUAGUGUGUGUCGAGAGGUGGCAAGGAGAGGAUCGAUGCUCCGUUCCCGCCACCAAACAUCGCACCCAAACUGUAUCGGUCUUGUGGUUAAUUUGGUGAAAGUGUUAAAGGUUUACAUUAAAGAAGUACAGUUGAUGGAUGCCUGCUACUGUGUUUGGAUUCUUUGAACAAAAAUACUGAAUUUGUGUUUAAAACAAGUGAACAUGUUAAGACUGAUAAGGACGAAGCAUUGUAAGACAAAUGAAAUAUACAAAAAUCACUUAAAUGUAAUUAUUAAAAGAAAUAUAGACGUCUGAAGCAAAAAUGAAAAUUGCGUUAAUGUAGAAACAAUACGCAAAAUCAAAUCAUUUCAACCAUAAGGAUUUACGGUGGAAAUAAAAUCUGCAUUUAAACAACAAUACCAAUUAAACAAAAAUGGUGCUGCAAGGUUUUAUUAUUUCAGUAAUAAAAUGAAUUAAAAUUUUGCAAGUUGAAAAAUAUUAGUUUAAAGGGAAAUCUUGAACGUUUACCCUCACAAUGCGCCUGGGAACUCCCCAUUAACAUAACUAAUAAAGUGAUAUAUGAUAAAUUAUUAGGAUUGAAAUAUACAAAAUUAAGAACGAAUGGAAGGAAAAGUGUGUGCAAGUUACCAUUAAAUGCCAAUUAACAAACUGCAUAUCUCAAGUAACACCGUGAAUGAGCUAGAGUGACCAGCAUGAAGAAAGAGGACUCGCCUCUGUCCCCGACCUCGUCCUCGUCGUCCUCGCCGUCGUCCUCGUCGUCCUCGACCCUGACCACCAUGUUGGCGCGCAAUUGGGCAGGCACCCGGCGAACUCCUCUUCCACCCAGUGACUCUCAGGACCUGGAGGACGACUUAACAUUUACAGAAAGUGGAGCAGCAGCAGCAGCGGGUUCUGGUCAAGAUGAUGAGGACUCUCUGCCGAGGUCUCCAUCGUCAGCUCGGUCUGACCGUCGGAUGGUGCGGACUCCGGCCUGCGACCUGGAGACCGUGGAAGACCGUGGUGUGUCACAUGUGGAGCUGCAGCGGCACUCCAGCGGCAGGAAGGGCAGGGUGGAGGCUCAGGAGUCAGGGAGAUGGCGGGCUAAGGAGAAUCUUCCCCGCUUCACCCUCACCCUUCCCACUCACCACCCUGAUCACGACACCCCUGACCCAGUACACACUUCAGACCAGUGCCCCACUCCCGACGAUUGCCACACUCCCAAGGGCUCCCGUACUCCCACAGGCUGCUUGAGUCCCAUGGGGAGUCAGAGUCCUGAUGGAUGUCUGAGCCCCAAUGGGUCUCAGAGUCCAAAUGGGUGCCAGAUUCCCAGUAGGUGCCAAAGUCCUACCGGAUACCAGAGUCCCAACAGGUGCCAGAGUCCCAUGGGUUACCAAGAACCCAAAGGGUGCCAGGGUCUUCAAUAUGAAGUGGGACCCUAUGACCCUCACCCUAGGGCCUUUAGGGACGAGGCUCUGAGCGAGAGUCCGAGCCUUCUGAGCCCUCACCACGCCAUGACCCGCUGGUCGUCAUAUGGCUCCCCCCUCCACCUGGACCCCUGGGACCCCCGGUACCCGCCGUCACCCGAUGGCGGGCUGCCUCUGAGCUCCGUUGAAGGGGCGACGAUGGGGGGGUCGGUAGGCAACCUGCUGGUCAUGAUGGAAAGGCACCUGGCUCUCCAAAAUCUGGCCAACAACAACAGCAACGACAACAUCCCCAAUUACAACAAUAACCUCCUGCUUGCAAACAACGACAACAACAACAAUGACGAGGACGAGGACGCCAGCAACCAGUACAGCUUCAGGCCGAGGGGGUGCACCAUCAACCUCGGAGGAUGCAUGGUCCACCAGAGCAAGUGCCCGGUUCACCAGCAGCACAACUUGCUGAGCCUCCCUGGUGACCCUGUGUGGUGCCACGACACCAGCUGCACGUCUCAUCCCGCUCGCCUUGCACGCUCCCAGACCAGCCUCCUUAUACCCCCUCUUCCCCCACUAGCCAGGUCGUCCCGGUCCCAGGGAGACUUGUUCAGCCUCAGCCGCUCCCCGCCCAUGCCCGCCAAGCGCAAGUGGACCACCCUCACGGGCCUGGCUGCCAUAGGUCGCGCCCUCUCCGCCUCCUCUCUGUCACUAAGAGGUAUCAAGAGGCGGGCACCCAUGGCGGCGGCUACGGUAGAUCUGGGCCAACUGGAGGGUCAUGUCAAAUGCCAGCUACAUCAAGAGCAGCUGGUACAUCCUUCCCGACCCUCCUCACACCGCCCAACGUGGUCCCGCAAAUUGCGCUUCCCAGAAGUGCGGCUGGGACAGGUGUACGCCACCUUACGAGGACGAUGCAACCGGGCUAUCAGCUGCGACUCAUCGCUGGCCACGAACGCGAAGUGUGAUGGCGUUUACCGUGACCAGAGUCCCCAGAGACAUCGGUGUUCCAGAUGCGACACGCUGCCCUACGAUUUAAG
Procambarus clarkii (red swamp crayfish) is the source of this 2704-nucleotide messenger RNA. RefSeq lists its product as uncharacterized. The record is from RefSeq and is a predicted model, not a curated record. Lineage: Eukaryota; Metazoa; Arthropoda; Malacostraca; Decapoda; Cambaridae.